Messenger RNA from Paramecium pentaurelia, 1657 nucleotides. Lineage: Eukaryota; Ciliophora; Oligohymenophorea; Peniculida; Parameciidae. The record is from the annotation of a GenBank genome assembly.
AUGGGAUGUGGAUCAUCUAAUGGUAUUUAAGAACCUUCAAACAAAGGUAUGAGCAAUAAUCAUCUUUAAUUAAGUUACUAAGAUAGAGGACACUAAAUUUGCAUAUCAAGGAUUCGUUACUGAGAAAAAAGGGAAAAUCACUGCUGACUAUAAUUUAAUUUAACCAUGCCUUGGAAAAGGUAUAUAUAACAAAUUAUUACAUCCAAGGUGCAUUUGGUGAAGUUUACAGAGGAGUACAUAAAGUUACAAAUUAAGUUAGAGCAAUUAAGUUGAUAAGAAAGAAACUGAUGACUGAAGAAGAUUGUUUAAUGUUAACAAGAGAAGUUGAUAUUUUAAAAUAAUUGGUAUGAAAAUAAUUGAUAUGAUUAGGAUCAUUUGAAUAUAAUUUCAAUUUAUGAGUUCUACUAAGACUAUGAAUAUUUUUAUAUUGUGACAGAAUUAUGUCAAGGAGGUGAAUUAUUUGAUCGAAUAGUUUAAGAAAAGAAUUUUUCAGAAAAAAAAGCUGCAGAAGUUAUGAAAUAGGUGUUAAGUGCAAUAACAUAUUGUCAUGAAAAAAAUAUUGUACAUAGAGAUUUGAAGCCUGAAAAUAUACUAUAUGAAACCAAUAACACUGAUUCUCUUAUAAAAAUAGCUGACUUUGGAACUAGUUAAAAGUUCAAUCCAGAUAAAAAAAUGGAUCAAAGAGUUGGCACCCCAUAUUAUAUAGCUCCAGAGGUACUUGAUAGAAAGUACAAUGAAAAAUGUGAUAUUUGGUCAUGUGGUGUAAUUCUCUAUAUUAUGUUAUGUGGAGGUAAUAUAAAUAUAUUUUAUGAAAGCUCCUCCAUUUAAUGGUGAUGAUGAUUAUUAAAUUAUGGAGUCAGUGAGAAAAGGAGUUUUCAAAUUUAAGGAGUAGGAAUGGAAAAAAAUAUCAAAUGAGGCAAAGGAUCUUGUUAUGAAAAUGAUAGAGAAAGAUACUAAAAAGAGAAUUUCAGCAAAGGAUGCCAUGAAUCAUCUCUGGAUUUAAACAUAUUGUUAAAAGAAAGAAGAAGAUCUACCAUCUCUUACUGAAGCUUUAUAAAGAAUCAAAGCAUUCAGAGUAAAUAUAUAAAUUUAUUAAAUAUAUAGGUAGAAAAAAAACUGUAAGAAGCAGCACUUAUGUUUAUGGUUAAUUUUAUAGCUACUAAAGAUGAGAAAUAAGACUUAUUAAAGUAAUUCUAGGCUUUAGAUACAAAUAAUGAUGGGAAAUUAAGUAGAGAAGAAUUAAUAAAUGGAUACAAAAAGGUUAUGAGUGAUAUAGAUGCAGAAUCAUAAGUAGAUGAAAUUAUGAAAAAAAUAGAUGCAGAUGGAAGUGGUUCUAUUGAUUAUUCAGGUAUAUAAAUUAAUUUAACUUAUAGAGUUUGUUUAUGCAACAAUAAAUAGAGAAAAACUAUUGGCUACAGAAAGAUUGCUUUAAGCCUUUAAAAUUAUAGAUAAGGAUAAGAGUGGGGCUAUAACAAAAGAUGAAAUUAAGUUAGCUUUUGGUUAAAAUUCUGGAAUCAGUGAGGAGGUUUGGAAAUAAAUGAUAGAAGAAGUAGAUCAGAAUUCUGAUGGAAAAGUAUUAUUUUUUAUUAUAUUAUUUUAGUUAACAUUUGAAGAGUUCAAAUCCAUGAUGAUGAGGAUUACCUAAAAUUAAAGUUGA